CGGCGGCGGCGGGAGCGGGAGCGGAGGGUCCCCGAGGUGCUGCGGAGCUGGAGAGCCCCCAGGAGCCGUGUCCUGGCAGCCCCCCACGCAUCCCAGAGGCACCAUGAUCCCCAGCGUGGGCCCCCGGAGCUGCUGCCUGCUCCUGCUGCUCUGCCUCCUCCCCUGCCCGCAGGUCCGGGCGGGCAGGGACAGCCCCGGCGUCUCCGCAGCCUCCUUCCUGCAGGAUCUGCUCCAGCGCUACGGGGAGAGCCAGACCUUGAGCCUGAAGCAGCUCAAGGCCCUGCUGAACCGCCUGGAUGUGGGAGUGGGACACGCCAAUGUCUCCCGAACAUCUCAGCAGCGCCUGAACCUCUCCCGUUGCUUUAGCUCCGUGGAGCUUUUUGCCAUCCACAACCUGAGCGAGGGCUCCGCUGUGGGGCACAGCGAGUUCAAGGAGUUCUGCCCCACCAUCCUGCAGCAGCUGGAGUCGGGGGCGUGCGCCUCCGAAAACCUGGAAAAUGAGGAGAAUGAGCAGACAGAGGAGAGCAGGCCCAGCUCAGCUGAAGUGUGGGGCUUUGGUUUUCUCAGUGUGUCCAUGAUUAACGUGGCCUCCCUGCUCGGAGUCCUCAUCGUCCCGUGUUCCCAGAAGGCCUUUUUCAGCCGGGUGCUGCUGUUUUUCAUCGCGCUCUCCAUCGGCACGCUGCUCUCUAACGCGCUCUUCCAGCUCAUCCCAGAGGCAUUUGGAUUCAACCCUCAGGAAGAUUAUUACGUUUCCAAAUCCGCUGUGGUGUUCGGGGGCUUCUACCUCUUCUUCUUCACGGAGAAGAUCCUGAAGAUGCUCCUGAAGCAGAAGGACCAGCACCACCACGGGCACAGCCAUUACGGCCCCGAGGCUCUGCCCUCCAAGAAGGACCGGGAGGAGGGGGUCACGGAGAAGCUGCAGAACGGAGACCUGGACCACAUGAUCCCACACAUCACCAGCGACCUGGAGUGCAAGCCCCCCUCGGGGGAUGAGAAGGCCGUGGUGGGCUCCCUCUCUGUCCAGGACCUGCAGGCCUCCCAGAGCGCGUGCUACUGGCUGAAGGAGGUGAGGUACUCGGACAUUGGGACACUGGCCUGGAUGAUCACGCUCAGCGAUGGCCUCCACAACUUCAUCGACGGCCUGGCCAUCGGCGCCUCCUUCACCGUGUCUGUUUUCCAAGGGAUCAGCACCUCCGUGGCCAUCCUCUGUGAGGAGUUCCCACACGAGCUGGGGGACUUUGUGAUCCUGCUCAAUGCUGGGAUGACCAUUCGCCAGGCGCUCUUCUUCAACUUCAUCUCUGCCUGCUGCUGCUACGUGGGCCUGGCCUUCGGCAUCGUGGCUGGCAGCCACUUCUCUGCCAACUGGAUCUUUGCUCUGGCUGGAGGGAUGUUCCUGUACAUAGCACUGGCUGACAUGUUCCCUGAGAUGAACGAGGUGAGCCGGGAGGAUGAGCAGAACGGCAGCGCCCUGAUCACCUUCGCCAUCCAGAACGCGGGGCUGCUCACGGGCUUCACCAUCAUGGUGCUGCUCACCAUGUACUCAGGGCAGAUCCAGAUAGGGUAGGAACAGCCCGAGCUGCAGCCCUGAUCCAAUUUUUCCAUGGUUUUUUUUUGGGGGCGGGGGGAAGGGUUUUCUUUUUUUUUUUUCUUUCCUUUUCCUGCUGCAAACAUACGACGGUACCUGUGCGGGCACUGACGUCACACUACAGGAGAGACAUUGCUUUGAAAGCUAUUCCAUGGAUUUUUUUUUCUGGUUUAAGGCUGAGGGGAGUGGAAUUCCCCCUUUCCAUAGGACUGACCUGACUUUGUCCAGUGUCAUAUCCCUUCUCUCCUCGCCUCUCCCAGGAAGGAUGCAAUGGGGAGACAGGAGCUGCUCCAGCCGUGCUGCUCCUCUCGCUGUGCUUGGAGCGUUCCCAUGGCACACGAGGCUGUCCUGACCCCUCUGGGGGGUGUGCUGGGGACAGACAGGGACAGACCCUUCUCAGAGUGUUCCCCACAGCCAGCCCUCAGCACUGUGCUCUCCGAGGAUGAGGAGGUUCAUGAUGUCACCAUCAUCUGACUGCUUUUGCUCCGUUUCAGCCCGGACAAUGCCCUGGCAAGAGCAGGGUGAAGAGGGCAGGGGUUUUAAAGCACAUUUUGGGUGUCAGUGCUCAGAGCAGAGCACACCAAACUGGGUUGGAGUGACACUUGGGCUGCUGGGAGAAGCCUGCCAGGAUGCCCUGACCCUCCCUUCAGUCCAUGCUGCUGGAAUGAGGGGCAAACCCCAGCUCCUCCUCCGUGAGGGCUGCUCAGAAGGGAGCAGAGAUGAGAGCAGAGCCCUGCCCGGCCGCAGGCUCCAGCCCAGGGAUUUCUCCUCAGGCUGUGUCCAAGCUCACGGUGACACCCAAGAACAGCCACCAGUUUUUAAACAGUGCUAAGGUUCAGGGUGGGGUGGGGGGUGUUUUUAAAAGCAAAACUCAGACUGUGAACCUCUUUAGGUUGUGUGUUCCCAGCCUUAGGGAGUAGCCAGAGAAGGGUGUUCCAGGCACUUCCCAGCUCUGCCUCCGGGCUGGCGUUCCCCAGAUUCACUAAGUGAAUUACUUAUUAUCAUAUUGAUAAGGUUGUCCACCCCACCUGUGUUGCUUGAGGUUCCCUCACACACCUUUGGCCCCCAGACCCCUCGUCCUGUACCUGGUGUGAGCUUGUGGUCGUGUGGAUUCAGGGGAAUCCCUCGUGGUUUGGCGCUGGAUUGGGAUGGAGAGGUGCAGGUGCUCUGCAAGUGUUUGUGAGGUGUCUUCCUUCACUGCCCACCUGUGCAGGUGUGUGGGGUGUGACAGGGUGGUGGCACUGUGCUGGAGCAGAGGCUCCCACACCUUCCCGUCACCCUCUGAGGAAGGCAAACCUGAGGCUGUGCCAGGUAUUAUUCCUGCCCAUCUCAGGACAGAGGGCCCUGGCACAGGCUCAGCACCCCGGCAGCGUUGUACCCUGGCUGGAUCUCUGUAAUCCCUGAAUUCCUGUAGUUCCCAGCUGGGUGAUGUUCUUCCUAAGCUCCCAACAGCUGUCACUGAGCCCGUGCCCUCUGGCACUGCCAGGAUCCUCAUGGAUCACCACCUGCACUCUCAGUGGCUUUUCUAGUCUGGGUAUUUGUCCCCUCAGCACCCUCCAGCUCUUGGCUUUGUCCUGCACCCCAAAACCUAAAUAUCAAUUCUGGAGGAGCCUUUUUGGGGUGACCUGAAGGUGCCACACGGUCCUCGGUUGAUUCCCUCAAGGAGAGACAGGCUCUGCUUUGUCCUGUCUGCUGUCCCUUGUGGAUUGCCACCAAAAGUCACUUUUGCCACUGGAGCAGAACAGCGUGGCCUGUGCUGGCUGGGGCAGUCAUGAAAUUCAUCACCUGGCAGGCAUUCCCUGUGCUGCAGGUUCCAGGGCCGAAGGGGCAUUGGAAACACUUUUUCCUUGCUUGAGAGAGUCAGCCCCAGCUGACUGCCUUGAUGUGGAAAAUCUGAGUCCUUUCACUGGCACAGGUGCCCUCUCCCCCCUCUCAAGGAAGCACUUGGAAAACGCUGUGUGGCUGGCAGGGCACGGGAGCUGCAUCCUGGCUGGAAAAGCCUCUGUGGGGGAGGACAGGGGGAAAUGGGGGGUUUGUCCCCUCUGGACUGUGCCUGGGAGGUCCCCAGGAGCUGGGAAGUGGCAGAGAGCAGAGCUUGGCGUCCUCAGAGCCGGCAGGAUUCACUGUGGGCAUCACGACCUCUCGUUUCCAGUUUUUAUCCCUGUUUCCUGAGAAAUCUGCAACCCGGAGAUUUGGGAUUGGGGGGGUGAGAAUCGAGGCUGCCCUGCCACCAAGGAGAGCUCCUGUUCCCCCUGGGCAGGCUGGCACCUGCCAGGGAAAGGGCUGGGAACCCACCCAAACCGAGCCCCUCGUGGAUUUUCAUCCGUGUCUCCUUCCCCUCGAGUUCCAUCUCAGUAUUUCAAUUACAACUCAGGUGUUGUAGGAGAGAAACAAAGAGCGUUAACUUAAAUGUCACGUGAAUUGUACAGAUAUUUGUAAAAUUCCAUAAAUAAAAUAUAUUCUGUAAUGACGGAG
Molecule: messenger RNA, 4060 nt
Organism: Pyrgilauda ruficollis (rufous-necked snowfinch)
Lineage: Eukaryota; Metazoa; Chordata; Aves; Passeriformes; Passeridae
Gene: SLC39A14
Product: solute carrier family 39 member 14
Exons: 10
Coding region: 104-1564 (486 amino acids)
Biological process (GO): intracellular zinc ion homeostasis; zinc ion import across plasma membrane
Cellular component (GO): membrane
Molecular function (GO): zinc ion transmembrane transporter activity
Source: RefSeq, a predicted model, not a curated record